AUGCGCUGUUCAGCAGCGUUUUGGAAGGAAUAUAAAGUACAACGUCAACAUAUUCAAUUUGAAUUUGCCGAACAAUUACGAGCAAAUAUGGCUACAUUGGUUGGAAAUGUUGAGCAUGCGGAUGUAUUAUUGGUUGCAGCAGAUGGAAAUAAACUUCCAGCACAUCAAUGUAUCUUACGACAAAGAGCUCCGACCUUUUUCAAAACGCAUAUUGAGCCAACCUUAAAAGCUUCUUCUCAUGAAGCCAAUCAUAGAAUAUUGGAAAUUGCAGUGGGUGAUAUCGAUUUUGCUGGCCUUAAAUUUUUUAUACGAGCUGUGUAUACGGAAGAUGAAGCAUCGCAUCUACCCGAAAGUGGUUUUAUUGAUCAGCAGGAUAUAAUUGAUAAAGAAGAUGAUAAAGACGAUGAGAAAUUGAAUCAUACCUACAAUAUGGAUGAGUCAGCCGAAUUUGAGGACAUGAGUACGAAAAAUUUGUCACAAAUGGAUAAUGAUGAAAUGGGAACAUCAAUAGUAAGUGGGGCAACAGAAAAUGCCGGUCGAUUGCUGCAAAUGACAUCAUUUCAAGAAUUAGCUAUAAAGGAUUCACCAAUGUAUACCUCGGUAUCAUCAUCGGAAUUACUUGAAAGUUCUACCACAUUCACUCGAGAAGAUUCCAAUGAACAUCCAUUGAAAGAAUAUACACCUAGUCCAUCAUUUAUCUGUAUAAGCAAUAACAGUACAACAACAACAACAACUGUUAAUGAUACUACUUCGAUGGAAUCUUUAACAUCGACCCAAAGAAAGCCUAUAUUUCAGAUGUUUAUUGGCCUAGGAGGUGAUAUCGAUCCGGAAAUGUGGCACAGUGCUCCAGGACCAGAAGGUAUUCGUGGUCGUGCUAUAAUGGCUAAACGAUUAUCGAUGACAUCGUUAAAUUCGUUAACAUCUAUUGAUCUAGCACCUAGUCACGACGUGUCAGUGUUUACCGCAGAUAAAAAUCCCUCAUGUAAGUUAGCAGCAGACCUCCUAAAUAUGUAUCUCAAUAAUAUUGAUACGGAUGUUAUUAUCAAGACUGAUAAUGGAGAGCUAUUCGCACAUCGGUGUAUUUUAUCAGCUACUUGUCCAUAUUUCAAAGAUCAUUUAGUGAAUCGACAAUAUGAAUGCAUCGAAUUGAAAGGGUAUUCUCGAACUGCAGUUCAUUAUUUUAUAUCGUUUUUAUAUGGCGGCCUAACAUCAAUUGGUGAGGAUGUUGAUGUCUGGGAACUUAUUUCUCUGGCCACUCAUUUGAAUAUGGAAAGCCUUAUUCAAGUCAUUUUAUUUCAUUUUCGAGCUACUAAAUGUCAUUUCUUCCAUCGACCUUGUGCUACCUGUGUAUCGGCGGUAUUUGAUGCUCUUCCACAAUUCAAUGCAAUACGCUCUCUACAACCCCUUUACAAAGAGGCUCUAUCCUGGCAAGCGAAACAUUUUUCACGAAUCUGGAAAGGUCGUGUAUUUAUGCAUCUGAAUCCACAUUGGCAGAACGAAUGUUUUGAAACUAUUGUUCAAGAACUUGAUGAGGAAUCGUUGAUAGAUGUAUUAUUGGGUUGCCAGAGACUUCAGGUAUCAUUACCACGAUCGAAAUCGAGUGCUGUGGUCGCAGAAGCAGUGAAAUGUUUGGUAAAUGAUCUGAUUGAAUACACUCAGGAAUUUUUACUGCAAUCAUUCGAUCUUGUUGUUGCAUCUGAAUCUUUUAAAGCGCAGGGUAAGGGUUUGGCACUAAAUCUGUUAGUAUUGGAAGAUAUAUUCCCUCCAAUGGUGCAUACGCUGUCAGCUGAUAUUGCCAUACAGACAUAUCUUAAUCUUAGUGAUUUGCUGAAAACCAUUGCCAGUCAACAAACUGUAUGUAAAAAUCCUAUACAACAAAUUGAUCAUAAUGAAUGGAAUUCACGAUUCAUAGCAUUGGUCCGACGACUACAUGACUUGACCGAUAAACAUUUGCUACAUUAUGCGGCAUCUGUUGUAAAAGCUAAAACAUGGAAUCUGUUAAGUGUGGAGGAUCAGCGUCGCAUACAGGAAUGUGGUUUAUUUGUGGAAAUGCGUAAAGCCAGAGCUCCGCCGCCUAAACUUUCAAGCCUGAAUAAGAUAUACAAACGAUCAUCCAGUGCUGGUGGACCAGUAAUAAAUGUUGCCAACUAUAAGGAGAGGACACGAUCGUUAGAUCGAUCACGACUAUUUUCUUUGUGUGAAAAGGUUGUGGAGGAGCACGAACCACACGAAUCACAAUGUACCACUGAUCCAGUUGAGGAUAAGAUAUAUAGAAGAGCUCAUAGUAUGAAGGAACGCACCACUCAUUCAGCAUCACAUCAAGUGGAUCGAAAUAUGGAUUUAAAUUCAAAUAAAACAAAGAUUCCACGACGAAAAGAGCGCAGUUCAGAGAGUAAGACCAGACGACACUGGACAACAGCUCCGGUGAGUGAUAAUUCGGCGGAAAAUAAGAAACAUUAUGAGGAUGGCAAUUUUAAGGUUCAUUAA
This is a messenger RNA of Cercopithifilaria johnstoni, 2487 nucleotides long. The record is from the annotation of a GenBank genome assembly. NCBI's taxonomy places the organism in Eukaryota, Metazoa, Nematoda, Chromadorea, Rhabditida, Onchocercidae.